Molecule: messenger RNA, 1169 nt
Organism: Poecilia latipinna (sailfin molly)
Lineage: Eukaryota; Metazoa; Chordata; Actinopteri; Cyprinodontiformes; Poeciliidae
Gene: nrip2
Product: nuclear receptor interacting protein 2
Exons: 5
Biological process (GO): proteolysis
Molecular function (GO): aspartic-type endopeptidase activity
Source: RefSeq, a predicted model, not a curated record
CAACCUCACAGCAUCGUCCAGCGGCGCCUGCUGGAGGGAAACAUCACGCGGCUCCGAGGCGAGGCCCGGGACGCCACCGCCAGGGUUCGCUCGCCGUUGGCCGACACCAAGGACGGACCUACGGACACCGAGGAGAGGAGCGAGAGCACAGCAGACGACUCCACCGAGGAGAGGGAGUCUCUGGAGGAGAGCGAGAGGAGCCUCCGAUCAGACGAGGAGGACGAUAACAGCGAGGCCGGAGCCAGACACUCAGCCGAGAAGCCGGAGAGCACGGACAGCUCGACCCGACUCACAGCUUUAAUUAUUCAAUGCAAGUGCUGCGAAACUGAAGUGAAGGCAUCCAUCAACACUGGCAGCCUACACAACCACAUCUCCACCUCCUGCUGCCAGAGGCUGGGACUGGUUCCCAUUAAGGACAGUUCACCAUGCGGUGCUACCAGUUCAGUGACUGGUCUGCAGCUACAGCUGGGCAGACAGACUAUCCAGUGUUCAGCAUAUGUGAAAGAGGAUGAGGCGUCUGAACUGUGCCUGGGUCUGCAGACGCUGCUGGAACUGAAAUGCUGCUUGGAUCUGAACAGUCGGGUUCUGAAGCUUCAAGGCUGUGGCGAUGAGCUGCCCUUCCUGAACACUGUAACCGACGGCCGGUGCCAACACGACACCAACGAAAACCUGUGAGCCGACUCCACGUCAGCUGCCAAGUCUGUCAUCGCUAACGGGCUGCAGCUGCGAGAAACGAAGCCCUUUGUUUUUAUCUGGACUGUCCAAUCACAGUGUCACUGCCAGAACAUGGAUGAGCGUUCACCUCUGUUCUCAAGUUUACAUCUUCAUGUCUGCUGAGUUUUGACUUGAUUUUCUCUUAUAAUUGUCUAGUUAAGCGGAUCUAAACCUGAUCUCUCCAGGUUUUGGGAUAAUGCUGUAUUUCCUCUGUUCUGCUGCUUACUAAAAGAAAAAUAUAACAAUUUGAAGUGAGUUUAUAUUGAAUCUGCUAUGAUUUGAGGAAUCAUGUUGAAUUACACCUCAAUCACAUACUGAGAUUUUUUUCCACUUAGUUUUUUUUCUGUUACAAAAAAUGUCUACAGUAUUGUUAAACCACAAUGACAAAUUAGGGCCAUUGUAGAUAGAACAAAGGAGUAAAUUUUGUAAAAAAAAAAAAAAAGAAGAAAUUUUGA